Molecule: messenger RNA, 2694 nt
Organism: Cololabis saira (Pacific saury)
Lineage: Eukaryota; Metazoa; Chordata; Actinopteri; Beloniformes; Belonidae
Product: serine/threonine-protein kinase Nek5-like
Exons: 24
Coding region: 73-2538 (821 amino acids)
Biological process (GO): protein phosphorylation
Molecular function (GO): protein kinase activity; ATP binding
Source: RefSeq, a predicted model, not a curated record
CUAAACGUCUCGCAACUUUUUUAUUAGAUUCAAAAUGUGAACUAUACUUGUGAGAACAUUUUAAAAGGUGGUAUGAAUGACUAUGAGGUUAUCCGACAGAUUGGAGAGGGGUCGUUUGGGAAAGCCUUCUUGGUCAGAGACAAGAGGGGAGAUGGAGACAAGCAGUGUGUAGUCAAGCAAAUCACCUUCAGGAAGAUGUCAGCAAAGGAAAAGGAAGCGUCCAAGAAAGAAGUAACACUGCUGUCAAAGAUGAAACACCCAAACAUUGUUUCCUUCCUCACGUCAUUCCAAGAGAGUGGCAGUCUGUUCAUAGUGAUGGAGUACUGUGAUGGCGGGGAUUUGCUGAAGAAGAUCAACAUGCAGAGAGGUGUUCCUUUUGCUGAGGCGCAGAUUGUGGACUGGUUCGUUCAGAUCUGCCUGGGCCUCAAACACAUCCAUGACAGGAAGGUUCUCCACAGAGACAUCAAAGCUCAGAAUAUCUUCCUCACCAACGGAGGGAUGAAAGUAAAGCUGGGGGAUUUUGGAAUCGCAAGAAUGUUGAAUAACACUCUGGAGCUGGCCAGGACUUGUGUUGGGACUCCAUACUACCUCUCCCCAGAAAUCUGCGAGAGUCGGCCCUACAAUAACAAGACAGAUAUCUGGUCUCUGGGCUGUGUCUUGUAUGAACUCUGCACCCUGAGACAUCCAUUUGAGGGCAGCGGUCUGCGGCAGCUGGUCAGUAAGAUCUGCAGGGGACGCUACACCCCAGUAUCCAGCCGUUACUCCCAUGAUCUCCGCCUGCUGGUCAGCCAACUCUUCAAGGUCAAUCCCCGGGACCGUCCCUCGGUCAGCUCCGUCCUCCAACGUCCCUUCUUGGGAAAGCACAUCAGCAAACAUUUGGACACUCAGGAGAUAAGCCACACGGCGCUGCAUCAAAACAGACCUGCUGCAGCAUCACAAGCUGCUAAAACAAGAGCAAGAACAGCAAACACAGCAGGUACCUCCACACAAAAGGAGAUAAAGAAGACCGGAGGAAAAAAGCAACCUGGGGCGGCUGAGAAGAGCGUGGUGGCUAAACCCAACAGGAGAGUCAGCGCCUUCACCCACCACAAACCCCCUCAUCAAAGAGUGAGUCAACCAGCUACAAACAGAGAGUUGGCAGCGAAGCAAAGGUUCAGUGAUCAGCAGCCUCUCAGCCUCUACCAGCACUACCAUGCCAAGCUGGAUGCCUUUCAAAGAAGGAACAGAGACGAUGCUCCGCCUGCUCCUCCUGCUCCUCCUCUUCCUCCACAGGAGCGAGUAGAUGAUAUGAUGCUGCUAUGUGAAGACGAAGCUGUUCCUCCUGUGGAACCACACCGGCUAUUGGCUGCAGCCCGUGACGAAUACCUGCAGAGGAGACAGGAGGCCAACCAGUACAAGCUGAGAGCAGAGAAACAGCUGGGUCUCCGACCAUGUACGGCUGAGUGCAGCAGGAAGCCUAGUGAUCAAGAGCAGGUAAACCCAACACCAGCACUUCCUGAACACCACCACUCGCCCCCGGACAGGACACAGGAUGGACAGCAGGAGUAUCUCCGUCAGCUGGAUUAUAUCAGGCAACAGUAUCACCAGGAGAUGAGACAGAUGAGGCAAAGAACUGAACCAGAGCUUCAGAUGCCAAACAAACACGAUACAUUUGUGGUGGAGAAACUCAAAGACCCAGAACCUUCUGCAGGAAGCAAAGAACAGCAGAAAGCAACACCUGCUCAAGAUGUUGAAGCAGCUCUGAGACACAUCAGAGAUGAGAGGACAGCACUGCAGAGCAAAAACAAAGACAAAAAGGGAAUAAUGUUUGAGAUCCGGUUAGAUGAUGCUGAUGAGAACAAAGAAGAUGGAUACGAGAAGAAAAAAGAGAGAAGAAAAAAAGAUGACAAAGAAAUGGACCUGCGGAACCGAACAGUGAAUUUUCAAGAAAGGGAUGAGUUGAAACUUAGAGACUGGUCUGAACUAAGAAGGGAGUGGAGCCGAAGGACCCAACAGACUUUUCUGGACGCACUUGUGCACGUGGAUGUAAACUCUGUCACAGCAGUCGAGGCUGAAACAGGUGAAGAUGUAGUCUGUCGUAGGAAUUGGGUGGAUGGCCCUCCCAACAGUCUACUGGAUGCUCUGGCUCAGGCUGAACUCACAUCAUCAACUCUGGACUCUGUGAUCACAGAUCCUCAAAGGGACAGAAGCGGCAGAGAUGAAGAAAAAGAGGAGAGUAGGGAGGAGGAAGAGGACUCUGACAUGGAGAUGGAUGAAGAGCGCCUGGAGCCAAGGUCUGACGAUGAUGACACGAACUUUGAGGAGUCUGAGGAUGAGCUGAGAGAAGCCGUGGCAGACUCCAUGAGGAACCUCUACAUCAUGGAGGACUCAGGCUCAGAUGAAAACACGCAGGAGACACCGGAGAUGCCUGAAGAGACCGAGGACGUGAAGCCUGGAGGUCAAGCAGAUCAUCAGUACGUUGAAGAUUCAUAUGAAGAAGUUGUUGAAGAAUUAAUGAAGGUCUGUAUCUUUAAACCUGAAGAAGGAGACCAUCAAUGAAUCCCCAAAAGAUGAUACCAGGGCUUUAAAUAAGCAGCAGACUGCCUGAGUGCUCAUGAAGACUAAAGUCUUUAUUCUGAGUGAACUUAGAAAUAAGGUGGUACUAAAAACCUGAUACACCAAACAGGAAGAAAUGCAUUGUUAACAGGAUGUCCA